Manduca sexta (tobacco hornworm) is the source of this 9252-nucleotide messenger RNA. It is a transcript of the gene gig, whose product is annotated as tuberin. The coding region runs from base 322 to 6108 and encodes 1928 amino acids. Gene Ontology annotation, molecular function: GTPase activator activity. The record is from RefSeq and is a predicted model, not a curated record. Gene Ontology annotation, biological process: negative regulation of insulin receptor signaling pathway; negative regulation of phosphatidylinositol 3-kinase/protein kinase B signal transduction; negative regulation of Wnt signaling pathway. Gene Ontology annotation, cellular component: nucleus; cytoplasm; TSC1-TSC2 complex. The transcript is spliced from 34 exons. NCBI's taxonomy places the organism in Eukaryota, Metazoa, Arthropoda, Insecta, Lepidoptera, Sphingidae.
UCUGGGUGUAAAUUAUAUAGAUUGCUCAAUAUUUUUCACUUAUUUACACCGCUAGUAAAUAGUGGAACAGUAAUAAAUGCCUUUCGCAGCUUCGGUUUUUGAUUUCGUUCGGAAUCGCGCGGGACGUUCGUCUGUCAGCUGUACAAGUAGUUCGGCUAGGUAGCUGUCAAAUGGUGAAUAGCAAAGCAGGAGCGGUAGUGAGAAUAUUUUCUAAUAAAUAUGUCUUUUUAUUCGCAUUAUCAAACACUUAGGUAAUCGCCGCGGCUAACCGAAAGACUUAGCGUAUUUAGACAUAACAUUUAACGCCGGUGUCGACGCAACAUGGGGUCCAGGGACAGGGACUCGAAAUCGCUACAAGACAAAUUGAAAGUAUUCUUCAAAAAGGGUGGAUCGGCGCCGCUGCCGGCCCGCAACGAGCUGGUGGUGACGGCGGAGCUGGAGCGCGAGCUGUGCGCCGACGCGCCGCUGCACCGCCGCCUCCGCGCGCUCAAGGAGCUGGGCGAGAAGGCGAUCAACGUGCGCGUGCAAGAGGGUGGGGUGGAAAAGCUAUGGUCCUGCACCCGAGACCUUUUAGAAGACAGCAACACGGAGGCUCGUCACGCGGCGCUAUGGUUCCUGCGCUGCAUCGCUGGCGGGCAGGCGGACUACCUUCAGAUCAUGCGCACGAUCUUCUUCCGGUACCUGCGGGAGACGCACGCCGCGCAUCCGGCCGAAGACUCGCAGCUGCGGUUCAAACUUCUACACACGUUAACUAAUAGCGGCAAGAAUAUUAACUGCUUUGAGGAGGAGAUUGGACCAUUCUUGCUGGAGUGGUUGCCGUUGAUCCAGACGCCGGCACACACGGUGGAGUUCCUCCAGCUGAUCAUCAACGUGGUCAAGUUCAACGCCACCUAUCUGGACGAGCACAUCGUACACGGAAUUGUCAAUAACGCGUGCCAGCUGUGCGCGUACAGCGCGGAGGCGGGCGUGGUGUCGCAGGCGCUGUCGCUGCUGGAGGCCGUGGUGUCGUACUCGCUGCUGCCACGCGCUGCUCUGCCGACGUUCGUCGCCGCGCUGUGCCGCACCGUCAACGUCGAGUGCCACUGCCAGGCCAGUUGGAAGUUGAUGAGGUGCGUGGUGGGCGGCGACAUCGGCCACGCGGCGCUGCAGGAGAUGGUAUCACUGCUAGUGGGGGGCUCGGGGUCGGAGUCGGAGCCGGAGGCGGAGGCGGGGGUUGCGCGGGGCGCGGUGUUCUACAUGAACAUGGCGCUGUGGGGCCCGCGGCGCGUGCCGACGCUGCGCGUGUCGUUCCUGGCGGUGCUGCCGGCGCUGCUGAAGGCGCUGGAGCGGCGGCGGCCGGUGCUGACGUACGAGGUGGCGGUGGGCGUGUACAGCGUGGUCACCCGCGCGCCGCAGGACCUGCACGAGCCCGCCUGGGACGUGCUGCUCAACAUACUGCGCACCAUCGUCGACCAUGACAAGUCAUUCGAGCCGCCAAACGAGUUGAUCCACUCGCGCCUGCACGCUGUGAUCACGUCGAUCGAGCAGCUGCACGACGCGGGCCAGUACUUCGGUGACGUCGACGCGCUGUUGGACCUCAUCGACUACUGCGGGCAUGACCGACCGGAGUCGUCGACGAUGCGCCUGGUGCGGCUGCGCGCGGCGGCGCUGUCGCCGAGCGGGCCGGAGUGGGCGAGCGGCGCGCUGGCGCUGGCCGACCGCUACCUGCGCCACGAGAAGCGCAUCAACGUGCGCCUGCACACGCUCACGCACAUACUGGAGUUCAUACACAGAUACAGAUGGGCGUACGGCGAGGAGCUGGCGGAGUCGGUGGGCGUGCCGGUGCUGGGCGCGUGCGCGCUGGACGCCGAGCCGCUGCUGCGCGCCGCCGCCGCCAAGCACCUGCCCGCGCUGGCGCGGCACGCGCCCGACUCCUGCACCGACCUCGUCGACCUGCUAGAGAAGAUCCUGAACCGUCCGUUCGAGAUGUACGUGACGGACGUGCCGAUCCCCGCGGACGCGGACACGAGCGACCUGCGGCUGGCGGUGAGCGGGCUGCUGGAGAUGUUCCACGAGCGGCUCCUCGCCUCGCCCGGCUCGCACGCCACGCGCUGCUUCCUCGUGCUGCUCGACCACCUCGACAACCACUACAAGCGCCCGGCGCUGUUCAUGCACCAUCCGGAUAUACGGAUGAAGAUAUUCGAGUUGGUGUUCGGUCUGCGCGUGAACGCGUUGAACUGCGUGGGUUUCUGCUACGACGCGCACGGGGCGCCGGUGGCGGGCGCGGGGGCGGGCGCGGGCGCGGCGCGGCUGAAGCCGGUGUGGUCGCCGUUCCUGGUGGCGGAGGCGCUGGCGGUGCGCGGGCAGGCGCCGGCGCCGCGCGAGCUGCCGGCGGGCGCGUGCGGCGCGGCGGCGGGGCGGGCGGCGCGCGCGGUGUCGGCGGCGCUGACGCGCGAGGCGGACUGGGCGGUGCUGGCGGCCGUGCUGCGCGCGCUGCCGCCGCUGCUGCACACGCGCGCGCUCGCGCUCGGCCGCCGCGCCGCCGACAUCGACUUGCUCGCCUCCACGCUCUGCUCCAUGAUCUCGGACCGCAGCCUGAACUUCCCGGAGUGCCUGCGCGUGGCGAACGGCCAGAAGCUGCUGGUGUCGGAGUUCCACGCGGCGGCGCUGCCGGCGCUGGCUGCGCUGGCGCCGUACCACUCGUACCUCGAGCCGCAGACGCAACAGCGCAUUGUGAGGUGCCUGCUCAAGUAUGGGAUGGUGCUCCGUACGCCACAGCCGUACAUCAACGCGCUGACGAUAUUCACGCUGGAGACCCGCGAGACGAUGGUGAAGAUGUUGCCAGAAGUUCUGUUAGACCUCUCCAAGAUCUCAGAUACAAAGGCCAUCGCCAGCCCCAUGCUCGAGUUUCUCUCUACUCUCACGAGACUUCCGAAGGUGUUCGCUUCAUUUGUGGAAGACCAGUACAUGUCCGUGUUCGCCAUCUUGCUCCCCUACACGAACCCAUCGCGCUACAACCACUACGUGGUGUCGCUGGCCCACCACGUGAUCGCCGCGUGGUUCCUCAAGUGCCGCCUCUCGUACAGACGCAACUUCGUGCGGUUUAUUAUACACGGCCUGCACAACUACAUAAUAAUGCCGUUCGAAGAGCAACUGCAGUACAACUCUAACAACUUCCAACAGGCGAACGCGAACGAGGACUCUUCCAACAGACAGAGGAGUUCCAGUCUUGGCUCGCGGGCGGUGUCUCGCGCGCCGCUGGGGCGCUCCAACGGGGGCUCCUCUGCCGCCUCCGCCGCCUCCGCAGCCUCCGCCUCCGCCGCCUUCCACGUCGAGCUUACCGAGACCUGCGUCGACCUGCUCGCACGAUACACCUCCACGCCCUGCAGCGUCAAGCCGCACAGAAGUGACACGGCCGAGUUCCUGUUCAACGGCGGCCAGUCAAUGACGUGGCUGGUGGGACACAAGCUGGUCACCAUCACCACAUCCGGCUGUCUGCAGAACUCCAUCAAACAAGGACUGUGCGACAGGUGCGCGGUGCUAUGCAAGCUGCACGCAGACAGCGUGGCGAGUCCGCUGCCGCCCAUCCCCCCGCCGCCCAGCGAGCCCACACACACACACAACCACAUGGACGCCGCCACACAGGUGCACAUAAACGAAACACCAAACGAUAGUCAGCCCCUAGCGAACACAAAUAGCAAUCAUUUACAAGUACAGCCGCCGCAAAAUCCGCCUGAAGUGAAACGACAAAAUUCAUCUGAGAACAACAAGACGAACGACCCGCUGGUGGAGGUGCUCAACCAGUUCUCGCAGAGGUUCGAGAGGAUCUCCAAGGAAGUGGACUGCGAGGAGCCGGGCUGGUCCCGCGUGGGCGAGGCGGCGGCGCUGGGCGCGUGUCCGUGCUGGUGCUCGCGCUGGGCCGAGGUGCACGUGCGCUCGCCCACCGGGGACGUCUGCUUCGUCAUGCGCGUGCAGAACCAGAUGAACUGGGACUAUCUGCUCGAGUCGCCGCUGCAAGACGUGGCGGCGAUACUGAACCCUGUGGGCGCUAUGAACGGCGCGCCUCCCCCAGCCCCCGCGGCUGCGCCCGCGCCGACCCCCGCGCCCCCCGCCCCGGCGCCACCGCCUGCCACCGCCGCACCCCCGGCCCCCGCCGCCACCGCCGCCGCGCCCGCACCGUCAAUACCCAACGCCGUGGCAGACUUCAAACCUGAUGCUUUCCCGGAAAGCGAAUCGCGUGAGGGGCGCGAGCGCAGCGGCUCCGCGUCAUCGGCGAGCCGCAACAGCGUGGCCACCGCCCCCGCCACCACCGCCGCCACCACCGGCCCCGCCGCCGAGCUGCACAAGUCCAACUCCGACUCGGUCGUGGCGGCCGACCGCAGCGGACGACACGCGCCAGCCGCAAGGAUGUGCACGCAGCCGAUCAACAUCCCGGGCUCGCCGCAACGGCAGAGUUCCUCCAGCACCACCGACGACGACGACAUGCUGCUCAUCGUGCCGGAGUCGCGUGUGUGCGGGCGGCAGGGCAAGUCGCGGCACCCCGUGCGCCGCUCCAACUCCUCGCCGGAGAUGUCCUCCUCGUGGAAGGUGGCGCGCGAGCCCAGGGACUACGACGAGGAUCUGGCGCUCGACCCCGUGGAGAUGAUCCUGCUGCCUAGCGUGGAACCGCAGAGCGCGUCAGUGUCGAUGCACGCGUCUAAGAAGGCGAAUAAGAAGAGCGACAUGCGCGUGUCGUGCGAGGCCAUCCCCGAGGAGAUGUGCGGCACCUCGCCGCUCGCCAGCCACCCGCACCUCAUGACGUACAAGUCCGACCCCGGCUCGGGGUCGGAGUGCGCGGCGGAGGGCGCCGACGCGCCUGCGCACGCCGCACACAACCAGCUGCAGAAGACGGCGAGUGACGGCAGCGUGAGCGGUUCCCGCGGGAGACCGCCCACAGUGCCGCGCGCCAGGGACGAGCUGCCGCCGCUGGCGAGGUCCAAGCGCUCCAACACCAUCUCUGUCAUGAGCCCCACCAGGAGACACAGAGCAAACAACAGCCAGCCGGUAUCAUGCAGCGUGUCGAACAGCUCCGCGCACAUGUCGGGCGCAGGCGCGGGCGCGGCGGGGGGCGCGGGCCCGGGUGCGGCGCCGGGCGGGGGCGCGGCCCCCGGCGUCGUGGGGGGCGGCGGCGGCGGACUCACGCCCUCCUUCGUCUUCCUGCAGCUCUACCACAACAUGAGCACCUACCCCAUCACGCCGCCUGUACCCGGCGAGUCGCCGACGAUCCUGAACCCGCUGUCGGAGCGGCCGCUGCGCGUGUCGGGGCCGCAGCACGAGCGCACCAUCAAGAACCUGGACCUCGUGCCGCCGCUCGAGACUUAUAAGAUAGGAAUUUUGUACGUGGGACCAGGUCAACAGGACAACGAAGUAUUAAUAUUGAAAAAUGAAUAUGGAAGUGUGAGGUAUUCAGAGUUCCUGACGCAGCUGGGCACGCUGGUGUCGCUGGAGGGCACCGGCGAGGACGACCACAACCUGUUCCUCAACCUGGAGAAGGGAGGCAAGGACGGGCGUUACACGUACGUCUGGAACGACGAUAUUAUGCAGGUUCUAUUCCACGUGGCGACGGCGAUGCCCUCGUCCCCGAAGGACCCCACGUGCAACGAGAAGCGGAAAUACAUCGGCAACGAUUUCGUGUCGAUAGUAUACAACGACUCCGGCGCCGAGUUCAACAUACACACUAUUAAGGGUCAGUUCAACUUCUGCAUAGUGGUGGUGGAGCCGUACGAGCACGGCAUGAACCGCGUGUUCAUCAAGACGAAGGACGAGCGCAUCCGCACGAAGUUCCUGUCGCACCUGGACUCGCACGUGGUGUGCGUGUCGGACGCCAACGUGGCGCUGCUGGCGCGCCAGGUGGCGCUGCACUGCGCGCUGGCGGCGCAGAUCUCGCAGUCGCUCAACAUGGGCGGCGCGCGCGCCUACGCGUCCAACUGGCUGGAGCGCCUGCGCGCCAUCAAGCGCCUGCGCGCGCGCGUGGCCGCCGAGCGCCACGAGCGCCACGCCGCCGCGCGCCCCGCGCCCUACCACGCGCCCUACCCCGCGCCCGCGCUCGCGCUGCGCGUCGCCAUCGACGACUUCAACGACUACACCUAGUCGCCACCACGCACACGCCACACUCCAUCUCUCUCCCUCGAUACAAUACUCUGUCUCCUUCGUGGGCAGCUAUUUAGGGUUAAAGCUACAAGUCACAAUGGUCUUCACUCUUAGAUAUCGGGCAGCAAUAUAAAUUGACAUCGAUAAAGACAGUUUUCUGAAGCGCGUUUUUACGUCUACGUUUAAAAUUUUCUGAAGUCACGUCACUCACAACAUCACUAUUCUAAGUGAUUUCUCAGUGGGAGUAAGAAGCACAUAUUACGGACUGAAUCUGUUGUGUAAUACUUUUAUUCACACUUUCGCCAUCUGACGUCUAAGACAUUGGCGAACAAUCACGUGUGUGUGAUAAAACACUUAUAUAAUAUUGUUGGCUAUGUAAAAUACUCUAUGACGAAAUAGGCUGUAGUUCCAUCAAUAAACUGGACAUGCAGCCAUCGAUUUGCGUCGAGACCAUGCACUACUAUAAAACAUAAGUGUAUCAAACCAUAUAUAAACGUGUAAACACGUCCGUCAUUUCUUUUCAGACUAUAGCAUGCUAAAUAGCACGAAAAAAGGCAUGUGUGUCUAAUCUUUCUCACACAAUUUCCGUAUUAUUGAAUAUAAAAACGCUACAGUUAAAAACUACAAUUUCAAAUCGAUAAAAAUUAACCAAUCAGCAUAAAGCAUGAAUUACGCCAUUUUGAUUGAUUAAUUAUAAAUCUUAAGAUUCAAAUUCAGAACCCAUUUCAAAGCGUUUGUCGCGCACCCAAAAUAGAUUUCGAAGACGUCACGAGCAUGGAAUCCCAAAUUUGUAAUGACAAAAUAUUUCCAUGUAAUUAGGUGUUAAUGUGUUAGGUGACAACAAAAUGUCUAAAAUUUGUGCUGGUAAUAACGCCAAAAGCAUUAGAUUCGAAGAAACGUUUGUUGUCGUCAACGAUGAUGUAUAACAGCGGCUAAAAUCGGAGCGCGUAUUAUACUUAUUGUUAUACAAAUAUCAGCUAUAUACCAAAAGCCUGAUUUAGUUUUGUUAUUGAAUCAUUCAUCACCACUCCGUUAGCCCGCUUUGACGCUAAACCUCAACGUAAAUGAUUGAUUUUUUUAAGGUAAAGGUCCCUAUUCCAUCUAUAAGGGCGAAUCCGUCUUUUUGCAAUUACGGGUGUUUUAUUCGAAGGACAGCUUCAAUAUCCGUAUAGGUAAGAGAGUCAAAACUCCCCUAUUUAACUUUACGGCCAUAAAAGCUAUCCUUCAAUUAGAACGCCUGUGAUUUCAAUAGACGGAUAUACCCCCGAAGAGGGUAAAGGACCCUCUGACGUUACUAGAUAUUAUGUAAUGAAUUUUUAUAAUACAUAAACACCUUUUUACAUGGCGACGGCCCCGCCUAUGUGUUGCAUAGGCGGGAGCUAUGAAUUAUAAUUGAAUGAAUUGUAAAUAGAAAUGUAAGGAAAAAUAAUUUUGGCCAAAGAGCGGCGCAGAUGACAAAUACACGGUUCUGAGGGUUGCUGAGGUUGCUUAAGUGACAAGGGAAUUUGAUGUUCUUUGACAAAAAUAGUUUAAUACAAGCAUAUUGUGUUGUUUAGGUUAUAAAUCGUGGCGAACAUGGUGUCCAAAAGCUGGACACCAAGGUCCAAAAUCUGCGCUACUUUACAUGAAUAAGGAAUAUUUGGGUUAUACUCCAUUACGCAGUUGAUCAUAUCCUGGGCUUCAAAGAUCUAUGCAGGGUUCCUUACAUCCUCUUAUCUUUAUGGAACAUUGAUUCUCCUUAUUUCUCUUAAGCAGUCUUUUACACCCUCCUUUUAGUUUUAAGUUGUGUUAAGUAAAAAUAAUAAUUAUGUUCAAUAAUUCAUUGUUUAUUGUUAAUUAUGGUUCAAGAUGGCGCCGCUCGUUGGCCAAUUAGUCGUUAGGGCGGUGACACACUUGCGCGUCGCAACUCAAAAAUGUUGCGCAACAUACCUCGUAUUGACUACAUUUGAGGCGCAACAUACUACACGCAGUACGCGUCAAGUUGCUUACACUUAUACGACACGUCACUCGACAACGUUGCUAAACAUGUUAGAUGUUGCGCAACAAGUGACGUCUACUGUAUUCGAGUCUCCACAGUUGCAUGUUUUAAUGAUUUAAGCUUGAAUGUAUUAAAGUAAGCUCGUAACUCGUUGCAUGAAUUCGCGAUUAUUACGAUGUAAUAGGUCUUGGUCUAGUGGCAGCAUAAAUGGCUGUGAAACUGGUGAAAUCCAGGGUUCGAUGGUGGAUUUCCAAAAAAAUUAUUGAACAUACCCGAUAAUGAGAUAGUUCCGUUACCACGGAGAACGGUAAUUCGGCGGAUUUUGAGUGCACUGUUCGCGCCUAACCGCCACUGAUAAGUGCGUGAGCUUGUGUUGUGUGAUACGCGGCAACUCGUGUCGUCGCCUUCGCGGCCUCCCAACUGCGUCCACUUCGCACCGCCGUACGAUAAGCGGCUCCUUGCUUAAGCUACGACUUCCAGACAAAAUCAAACGUAUUCUACUCUUAACAUUUUUUAACAAAAUGAAAAAUUAUAUACUUUUUUGUAAGAUGUGAUAGUAGCAUUAACAGUUACAAAUAUGAAAAAAAAUAACAUAGUAAUACGGACAAAAUAUGUAUAAACGAAUGCUGGCACGGUUUUCUACGAAUACGCUUCGCUUACGGGGUCUCGCGUUUUUCACAUAGUCGUUAAAGUUAGUACGGUAUCCGCCUUGUAAGUGACACAGUUUUGCACCCACUUCACGUGGCACGACACGCUUCUCACGUUGAGUUACGUGCGCGUGCGCGUGCGCGUGCGCGUGCGCGUGCGCGGCCGUGCGUGCGUGCUGCGGCUCGCACCGCCGCGUCGGCGCACGCGCACGCGCCCUGUUCAUGUUUAUCCUUUGUGUAACUAUAUGUAUUGCCUCGUUUGUCUGCGGCUUAGUUUAAUUUCGUAUCUAAAGUUAGAUUGUGAACUGAGUAAUGUUAAAGGUAACGUUAAGGUGUUAGUAUGUACGCGUAUGUCCCUCCCCCCGCCCCGCCCACACCAGGCCGGCACAGAGCUGCGACCAUCGGCUACAACAGCGACCAGUCCUUAAGCAGUUGAGGCAUUUCUUGUUGAAAUAUAUUUUAUGUAGCAAUUUAUUUCCUGACGAAAGAUUUUGUAAUCAAAUAAAUGAUGGCUAUUUU